Messenger RNA from Thunnus maccoyii (southern bluefin tuna), 1942 nucleotides. RefSeq names its product acetyl-CoA acyltransferase 2 (gene acaa2). Gene Ontology annotation, molecular function: acetyl-CoA C-acetyltransferase activity. The transcript is spliced from 10 exons. The record is from RefSeq and is a predicted model, not a curated record. The coding region runs from base 139 to 1329 and encodes 396 amino acids. Gene Ontology annotation, biological process: fatty acid beta-oxidation. Lineage: Eukaryota; Metazoa; Chordata; Actinopteri; Scombriformes; Scombridae.
UGAUCCCAGCAUUAUUUGGGGGAAAGGUCGGAGGUACAGCAGGUCUUUAUUGUCACUGCGGGGUAAUUGAGAGUGAUUCAAGAAGAAACUGCUCGAAAAAGUUUGAUCCUGACAGUGUUGGAUUGUUGAAUCGGCAUCAUGGCACUCCUCAGAGGUGUAUUUAUUGUUGCUGCCAAGCGCACUCCAUUCGGCACCUAUGGAGGUGUUCUGAAGGAUCACAGUGCAACAGAUCUGGCUGAGCACGCAGCCAAAGCUGCACUCGCUGCAGGGGGUGUGGCACCGGAGCUUGUAAACAGUGUCAUCAUGGGGAACGUCAUGCAGAGCUCAGCUGAUGCCCCCUACAUCGCACGCCAUGUUGGUCUGAGGUGUGGUGUUCCCAUCCCAGUGCCUGCUCUCACUGUGAAUAGACUGUGUGGGUCUGGUUUCCAGUCCAUCAUCAAUGGUGCUCAUGAGAUCCUCCUCAGGGAGUCAGAGGUGGUCCUGUGUGGGGGCUCAGAGAGCAUGAGCCAGGCCCCAUAUGCUGUUCGCAACAUACGAUUUGGUACAAAGUUUGGAUUCGACCUCAAGCUAGAGGACACUUUGUGGGCGGGACUCACUGACCUGCACGUCAAAAUCCCAAUGGGCAUCACAGCGGAAAACUUGGCAGAGAAAUACCAGAUCACAAGAGAAGACUGCGACAAAUAUGCAUACCAGACGCAACAAAGGUGGAAGGCAGCUCACGAGGCCGGUCACUACACAGCAGAAAUUGCUCCCAUUGAUGUGAAAGCGAAGAAGGGCAAGGUACCGAUGACUCAGGAUGAACACCCUCGGCCACAGACCACACUAGAACAGAUGGCUAAACUGGCCCCUGUCUUCAAGAAGGGAGGGACUGUAACUGCCGCCAAUGCUUCGGGUGUGUCUGAUGGUGCUGCUGCUGUGGUGAUUGCAAGUGAGGAUGCACUGAAAGAACACAAGCUCACUCCGCUGGCCAGGAUUGUGUCUUAUCAUGUGUCAGGCUGUGACCCAAGCAUUAUGGGAAUUGGCCCAGUUCCUGCAAUCACCGAAGCUCUCAAAAAAGCCGGUCUUUCUCUCAAGGACAUGGAUCUUGUGGAGGUGAAUGAGGCUUUUGCCCCUCAGUACCUGGCUGUUAGCAAGGCUCUCGGACUGGAUCCUGAGAAGAGCAACGUUGACGGUGGAGCUAUCGCCAUCGGACAUCCUCUUGGAGCUUCUGGGACACGCAUCACUGCCCACCUAGUUCAUGAGCUCAGGCGACGAGGGGGCAAAUACGCUGUUGGCUCUGCUUGCAUCGGAGGUGGCCAGGGCAUCGCCAUCAUCCUUGAGAAAUGCUAACUGAAGAAGCUGUAUACUUGGAAGGAUGCCUGAAGAGGAAUAUCAUUCACAGACACCAUCUGCUCACGUAAAAAAAAAUGCUCAAAUUAAACCUGAUAUUAUUUCAAGCCUUUCACAUACACAUAAAAUGGCAAAUGUUCUCUACCAUGAAGCACCGAUGCUCAGCUCACCCUGGCAAACAAAGAAGAAUAACGCAUUACUAUAAAUCAGACUUUUUUUUGCUGCUUACUCUUUACUUCUUUCAGUCUAUUCAUACAAAAAUGUGCAAUAAAUGUUCCAGUCCAGAGUUGCCUUGGAAGUGAAUAUUAAGAGCUAACUCAAGUUUCCGAUCCACAUGUCUGUGGUACUGGUGGUACUGGUGUGCCAGAGGCUGUUUCUGUGUGUGAUUGAAAUACAGAGCUAGCUUGGUUACAUUAACCCGUGUAGCAUAUUAUUAACUCAAAAGUACUGUCAGUGUUGAGUUUAGAGGAACUGCGAUAUUUGCCUUAAAAUGUUCGGAUCCACUCCAUUAUCAGGGAACUGCCGAAACAUGUCUGACCUGUGUUGGGUUCAGAAAAAAACGAUUUUGUAUUUCUGUGUCAAAGAAUCUCAAUAAAUUACAGUUUGGAAAAUA